Molecule: messenger RNA, 1622 nt
Organism: Salvia splendens (bonfire salvia)
Lineage: Eukaryota; Viridiplantae; Streptophyta; Magnoliopsida; Lamiales; Lamiaceae
Product: putative 4-hydroxy-4-methyl-2-oxoglutarate aldolase 2
Exons: 3
Coding region: 420-1313 (297 amino acids)
Biological process (GO): regulation of RNA metabolic process
Molecular function (GO): ribonuclease inhibitor activity; metal ion binding
Source: RefSeq, a predicted model, not a curated record
UUGUGUAACGUAACGCAGAUUAUAUAAUGUGCAUGGUCGAUUAAUUUUAUUGAUAUAGAAAUAUUUGAAGCAUGCAUUGGGCUUGUUAUUGGGCCAACAUUAACUACUUUUUAAAUAAUUAUAAAUAAAGAUCGAAAGACACGAGUGACACAUCUCCAAAUAUGCCGUAAAUAACAAAAUGUGUGGAGUAAAUUAUAUGUCUGACCUUUUACUUUUCGCUAUAACACGAAACAAUAAUUUCUGAAUCAAUUUUAUUUUAUUUGAGGAUCGGAGAGUUCUGGUAAGCUUAUUCCUGCUUUCCAAUAAAAAAAAGAACAAUCCAACAUAAAGUCCAAUCUAUUUAUCCUAUAUUGAUUGUUGUUUACAAAUCUUCAUCCUCUAAAUCUCUAGCUCCCUCUUCCAGAAUUUCUCUCCCGCUCAUGGCUCAGGUUUUGUACCCAUCUCUACUAGUAGUAACUAAGAUGCAAUCAUGCGAAAAUCUUAAUAUCAUAAGGAGUACUAGUAUUCAUUUUGAUCUUGCUUUUUUGUGGAUUUUUGAAUUGUGUAAAUAUCAGAAGGUGGUGGUGAGGUUGCUAACCACGACCGACGAAAAGACGAAGCAGAAGGCCAUCGAAGCAGCCGCUGAUAUUCUGGAGAAAUGUGCAGGUGUGGAUUCCAUCUCAGCUGAUGUGAAGGAGCAGAAGGUGACGGUGGUGGGAGAUAUGGAUGCAGUGGCCGUUGUCAAGAGACUCAAGAAAGUUGGUAAGCUAGAUAUUGUGUCGGUUGGGCCAGCAACAGAAGAGGAGGUGGAAGAAAAGGUUCAAGCCAACAAGAUGGCCUUGGUAACUACAGCUGAACUUUGUGAUGCAAACCCACAGUAUAUUAUGAAUGGGGAGCUGCGGGCGCUGCUCCCAAAGUUCAAGAUAUACGGGCAGCGUCAAGUGUUCUAUGGGCAGGUUGUUACUCUCAGAGUGUUUGAAGACAACGUGUUGGUACGCGAGUUUCUUGAGGAGAAGGGGGACGACAGGGUUCUGGUUGUUGAUGGGGGUGGCAGCUUGAGGUGCGCGAUAUUGGGGGGGAACCCGGUGGUUCAAGCACAGAACAACGGGUGGGCAGGUAUCAUUGUGAAUGGAUGCAUAAGGGAUGUGGAUGAGAUCAAUGGGUGUGACAUUGGUGUGAGAGCUCUGAGCUCGCACCCCAUGAAGGCUAGCAAGAAGGGACUCGGAGAGAAGCACCUUCCAGUGCAUUUUGGUGGGACUAGGAUAUGUGAUGGGGAGUGGCUUUAUGCAGAUACUGAUGGCAUUCUUGUUUCCAAGUCUGAGUUGUCUGUCUAAUCAUAUUCUUAUCAUCUUCCUUAUUUUCUAGGUUCACUUCUGUUUCUGGUUAGUUGUCUUUGAUAAUCACUCAUAGGUUUGAAUUGUUGUCUGCCUAAUCAUAUUCUUACCAUCCUUCUUGCUUAAUUAGCUUUCUAAGUUCACUUCUGUUUCUUGUUAAUUGACUGAGAUAAUCACUCAUAGGUUUGUAUUUGUAGCAUUCUCUGCAUCUGGUUUUUUAUGUGAUGGCUCUUCUGCUGCUGCAGCUUGUGCAGUUCUUUAUGUACAUGAUAUUGAUACCCAAAUAGUAUUGUUUUUCAAAUUUUACUU